Messenger RNA from Phragmites australis (common reed), 2702 nucleotides. Its product is annotated as small ribosomal subunit protein uS10c-like. Gene Ontology annotation, cellular component: mitochondrion; ribosome; small ribosomal subunit. The transcript is spliced from 3 exons. Gene Ontology annotation, biological process: translation. NCBI's taxonomy places the organism in Eukaryota, Viridiplantae, Streptophyta, Magnoliopsida, Poales, Poaceae. The record is from RefSeq and is a predicted model, not a curated record. Bases 1854 to 2657 code for a protein of 267 amino acids. Gene Ontology annotation, molecular function: RNA binding; structural constituent of ribosome.
UAACAGCUAAAAGUUUCUCAGAUUAUGUUGUUGAGCAUUUUGUUCUACUGAUAUCAUUGGUGCAAUCGUAUUGCAAAAUGUUGUUGCUGCAUACUGCAUACUUUUUUUGUAUAACCAUAAUAAAUGAAAAGGACGAUAUGCUUGAGUGUGUCCGUUAGUUGAGCUAAAAUUAGUUAAGCGUUGUUGCAUGCUACUUGACAUGGUGACAUCAGUGGAGUGCAUAAACUCUCUAUGACCUGAUGGUCAGACUCAAACGGACAGUAUCGCAGUCAGCUCAUAUGUUAAGCGGUUCAGCUUAUAGUAAAGUGUUGACGCUGUGAGUGCGAUUUGAAUUUCAGAGCAUACGUUGGUAAGUGGCGGUGUCAACUUAUGGAUAGUUCAACAUGAUGCUUGAGAUUUGCCUGGUUACCAGGACAUUAUCUAAGAGAUUAUACUUGAAAUAUGGUACAGUCUGUCCUUCAAAAUCUUUUCUGUUCACCUGGAGUGGGGAUUGUAUUCAAGUCGUAUAUGACAAAUGAUGUACAUUGAUUGUUUGUCUAUGUAUGUGUGGUUUUCCUCAUUCAACUUAUUGCUAGAAAGCUUCCUGGAUGAAAGUUUCAUAGCUUUCUGCCCAUUCCUGUUCUUUUUUCCAUGGAAGUAGUAUACUUUUGAAAUUACAGCAAAAACAAUGUUUUUAAUUUGAGAGCUCUUUUUUCAAGAUGAUGUCAUGCUUAUCAUUGUGUGGAGGUUGAACAUUUGACUAGUGCUUUUAUGAUUUGAAUAGACUGUAAACAAACUAUUUUUGUUUGGCACUUCAGCUCUCCUCUACAUUUGGUUGAACACCAUAUCCCCUCAUUAUUGUAGGAUUAGCCAUGCCAUUUGACUCUUGAGUUCCACAGUUUUCCUUUGGGCAUUAUGUAUCGCAGUAUCUAGCUGUGCCGUUGUGUGAGCAAUUCGGAUAAUUUCAUAUCAAUAUUUCAGUGGUGCUCUUUUGUGCUAUGAGCUGUUGUAUCUUUGGUCUAAGGAUGGCUUUAAUGGGAUCUGUGGGACUAAUAGAUUAUCAAGUUGACAAUAAAUUGAUAACGCCCUAGGUAUAUGACAUGUCUCUUGUUUAUCUUGCUGGAGCCCCUUUUGUACUGUUGUAACACUGUUGGAGUCGGACGAUUGGCAUUUAUUUUUUAUGGCCUAGAAUUUGAUAUAUGUUAUGCUCCCUCCAUUCUAAAUUAGAUGUCAUGGACGCGUGUGCUCUUCAACCUAAAACUUUGAAAACUAACAUAAUUAGAAACAUUAAUUGUCAAAGGUGUUUUGAAGACCAUAUCAACCAUCCAAAACGAGUAGUAAAAGAGAAUAGAGAGAAUGUACAAUGUUUCCAGGGAGGAGAGGAAGGUGGAGGGGUGGAAGGGGUAGGAGAACAGGAGAUCAGGAGAAUGGGGUGGGGAGGGGGAGAAGUGGCUGGCGCGCUUACCAGUCACCAUGGCCGGCAGCAGAAGCUUCGAGAACCAAGGAAUCGCCGGCGUCGAAGCAGCGGUGGCAUCGAAAGCAGAAGGGAAUCAGGGUCGUAGCAGUAACCCUGAAUCUGAAACUCUGAAUCCCUAAUCCAGUCCCUCCUCUCCGCCGCCCCUACCGCUGUAGCUUCCCCUACCUCUGUGGCCGCUGCCCUUACUUCUAAAGCCGCCGGGACCUCUUCUCCCUCUGCCGUAAGCCAAGCUUUGUCCCGAACGCCCGCCCAAGUCUUGCCGAGGCGGGAGGCCGCCUAGACUGGUCGACUAGGCCAUAAUCGGGGCGGCCGGCCACCGCCGAGCGCCUAGGCACCGCCUAGGACCGUUUUUUAAACGCUGCUGCUGUUUGGUGCUACUGCUGGAAAAGAAACCGUCAUGAAGCCUAGUGCACAGUUGCGCUCCUCUUUUAGUGAUUCCUCUGAUGUAUCACAAGAGAAAAUAGAGAUAAGGAACCGAUACGGAGAGAAACUGGUUGGUGUUUUGCACGAAGCUGGAUCUAAGGAUAUUGUAGUGUUGUGCCAUGGAUUUAGAUCAUCAAAGGAAAGUAGAACUAUGUUGAGUCUCGCGGAUGCAUUGGCGUCAGAAAAGAUUAGCAUAUUUCGUUUUGAUUUUUCUGGCAACGGAGAAAGUGAAGGUACAUUUCAAUAUGGCAACUACUACAGAGAGGUGGACGACUUGCGUGAUGUGAUCCUACAUUUCAAGAAAGACGGACGCAACACCCAUGCUAUUGCUGGCCACAGUAAGGGAGGAAAUGUGGUUAUCCUCUAUGCUUCCAUGCAUCGAGAUAUACCUAGUGUUAUUAACAUGUCUGGAAGAUUUAAUCUGGAACGAGGAAUUGGAGAUCGCUUUGGAAAUGAUUAUAUGGAAAAGAUUAAUCAGCAUGGCUUCAUUGAUGUUGGAGACAAAACAGGAUGUUUCAUGUACCGUGUAACCAAGGAAAGUCUGAUGGAUCGUCUUAAGACAGAUAUGCAGAGUGCUUGCACGUCUAUUGACCCUAACUGCAGGGUGUUGACAGUACAUUGUGCUAACGAUAGUGUUGUGCCAUCAGAGGAUGCUCUAGAAUUUAAUAAAUAUAUAGGCAACCAUGAGUUGCAUAUCAUAGAAGGAGCUGAUCAUAGUUAUACAUCACAUCGGCCUGAAUUAGCUGACAUUGUACUGAAAUUUCUUAAAUCUGAAUAAAGAGAAGUUUCAAACAAAUGUAGCCAUGACAUUUGUUUUGUCCCA